AUGCCGACGAACAAGAAGCCUGCUGCUGCAGCUGCUGUGCUGAAAAAGCCCAGUGCCAAGACAAAAGAGGCCCAGACAAAAGAGGAGGUCCUUGAAAACAUGGACGCUGACCAUGACGAGGGCGAACACGGUGAAGAGGAGGAAAGAACAGAGGACCCCUUGGUCGACCCACAGGAGAAGCUUGCCAAGGCUGUCACCAAGUACCCCUUUACACUCAAGAACGUGAAAAAGCACACAGAUUUGAUGGAGGCUCGGGGAUGGAGUGCGACUGAGCUGCACGAGGCAUUCAGGAAGUUGAAGCCCGCCGAGCAACAAGCUCUUUGGAAACUCUUUGAACGCGAUCGCAAAGCCAACAAGGUGGAUGAGGACUUUAAGAAGUUGACGAAUGGCUCUGGUGCCACGAACAAGAAGCACGAGUUCUUACGUGGGUGGCUCAGCGACGGCUGCUCCGUGGGCCCGAGCUUUCGCAAAGCUCAGUUGGCCUUUGAGGCCCUGGACCGGCACAAGACAGAGGUGCAGUGGAUCUCGUGGAAGCAGGUGUGCAAGAAGUUCGGCAAGAAAGAAGCACUUCAGAGACUCGAGAACGGAUCGUUGAAGUACAGACGGAAUUUUUUGGAGUUCAGACACGUGCAAGAAAGCUUCUCGCAUGAGCACGUCAAGAAGAGAAAGACCCAGGUGGAAACCGAGGGUGGCAAGGUGGACAAGAAACUCUUGCACGACAUGGAGGGCCUGAAGAUCGAGGAUGUGACGGCCGAGGACUUCGAGAUGCAGACCGCCCUGGAGAGCAUGGAGGUGGACGAGGACGUGAAGAACUUGAUCCUGACCAAGAUCGGAGCGACUGAGGGCAGCUCUGGGGCUUCCUCUUCCAGCUCCUCCUCUGCAGAGAAAAAGAAGAAGAAGAAGCUCAAAGUGAAGAUCUUGAAGAAAGCUUCGAAGGACAGCUCGACCAGAUCUAGUGAGAAAGACUGGGAGAAAACCUCCCAGCGGGGAGAUGCUGACGGCAAGCCCGAGUUCAAGAGCAAGAUCGACAGCUUUCUGCAGGAGAUCCAGAAGGACACUGACUUUUUCAAGGCCUUGAAGCUUGAGAAGGCCGACGCCGACGAGAAGACCUUCGUGAAGAAGACCCAGACCUCUUUGGAAGGUGCCUUGCAGACCCUUCAAAAAGCCCGCAAAACCCUGAAGCUUGAGGAGGUGAAGGAGGCCCUGGUGGCCGGCUUGAAUGCCCUCAAAAAGAGCAAGACGGCGAAGGCCAUGGAUUGCUGCAAGGACAAGAAGAGGAAGAGCAAGGACUGA
Symbiodinium natans is the source of this 1293-nucleotide messenger RNA. The record is from the annotation of a GenBank genome assembly. Lineage: Eukaryota; Dinophyceae; Suessiales; Symbiodiniaceae.